Molecule: messenger RNA, 828 nt
Organism: Erythranthe guttata (spotted monkey flower)
Lineage: Eukaryota; Viridiplantae; Streptophyta; Magnoliopsida; Lamiales; Phrymaceae
Source: RefSeq, a predicted model, not a curated record
AUGGCCGAAGGAAACAACGACAACAACCAACCUCCGCUACCGCAAAUCCAGAAUGUUGUUCCACCACCGGAAGGAGUGUUCGUGCCUGAAGCACCUCCCGUUGUGCCGAAUAACGAAGCUAGCUUAGAGACAAGAAUUGCGUGGGAUGCUUGGACCCAUUCCGACUUCUUGUGUCGGAACCAAAUCUUGAAUGCUCUAGACGAUUCACUAUACAAUGUGUAUAGUGCAAUUAAGACCGCUAAGGAACUGUGGGAGUCCUUAGAAAAGAAGUACAGAACCGAAGAUGCCGGGUUGAAGAAAUUCAUCGUCGGACAGUUUUUGGACUUCAAAAUGUUGAGUGAAUCCUUCCAAGUCGCUGCAAUGAUCGAGAAGCUACCACUGCUAUGGAAGGAUUUUACGAAUUAUCUCAAGCACAAAUGCAAAGAAAUGGGGCUUGAAGAUUUUAUUGUGAGGUUAAGGAUCGAAGAAGAUAAGCUCAAGACCGAGUCAAAAACCUGCAAGCUGCAAAUGGAGGCUAAAACACAUCUUAUGGAACCAAACAUGCACGUUAACGAGAAAAUGAAGGUUCAAGGAACUAACUUGGUGGAAAAUCCUGAAGAAUGGUGGCUCGAUACGGGUGCAACCCGCCGCAUAUGCUCCAACAAAGAGUCGUUCUCCUCCUACACUCCAAUCAAUGGCCAAAAGGUGUUCAUGGGAAACUUUGCAACCUCGGGCAUUGUAGGCAUAGGAAAUGUUAUUUUGAAGCUCGCCUCCGGGAAGGAGCUCACUUUGGUGAAUGAACUGCACGUUCCGAACAUCCGUAAAAAUUUAAAUUCCGGAUCGCUGUAG